This is a messenger RNA of Athalia rosae (coleseed sawfly), 1824 nucleotides long. RefSeq lists its product as uncharacterized. Gene Ontology annotation, molecular function: DNA helicase activity. The coding region runs from base 1 to 1824 and encodes 607 amino acids. The record is from RefSeq and is a predicted model, not a curated record. Gene Ontology annotation, biological process: DNA repair; telomere maintenance. Lineage: Eukaryota; Metazoa; Arthropoda; Insecta; Hymenoptera; Athaliidae. The transcript has a single exon.
AUGGCUGUCUUCGCUGUAACCAAUGCAAAUGAUGAAAUAUCACAGUACCAGAUGGGGCGCUAUGUAAGUAGCAACGAAGCAAUUUGGCGAAUAUUUUCAUUUGCGAUCCAUGAAAGAUACCCUACAGUAGUCCAUUUGGCGGUCCAUUUAGAAAAUGGUCAACGAGUUUAUUUUAAUGCAUCGAACGCGGCAGACAGAGCGGCACGUCCACCAUCGACAACAUUAACAAGUUUCUUCACAGUCUGUCAAACUGAUGAUUUUGCUCGCACUUUGCUGUAUGCUGACAUGCCACGCUAUUACAUAUGGAAUGCAUCAUCGAAAUCGUUUCAGCGUCGAAAACAAGGAACACCAGUUGAAGGACAUCCAAAUGUAUUUGCUUCAGACGCUCUGGGUCGCAUCUACACAGUACAUCCAAAUAACGAUGAAUGUUAUUAUUUGCGAUUGUUGUUGGUGAAUGUUCGUGGUCCGACAUCGUUCAAACAACUGAGAACAGUUAAUGGACAGCUGUGUGCGACUUACCGUGAGGCAUGCCAACUAUUACAUUUACUUGAGAAUGAUUCGCACUGGGAUGAUACGCUCAAGGAUUCCGUAAUAUCUUCAUCGCCGCAUCAAAUUCGUACAUUGUUUGCGAUUAUCAUAUCGACAUGUUUCCCCUCGAAUCCAAAAGAUUUGUGGGUUAAGUAUAAAGAUGACAUGUCUGAGGAUGUUUUGCAUCGUGUGCGCCGUGAAACUUUGAAUCCUACACUACAAAUGACUGAAGAAAUUUACAAUGAGACAUCGAUCAUGAUAGAAGAUAUGUGUUUAUUGAUAGCAAAUGAAGUAUUGUCGUGUUUGAGAAUGACAGCACCCAAUCGUCAUAUGCACGAUGCAUUAAACCACGAGUUGCAAAGGGAACAACAGUACGACAUUGAAGAAUUGGCCAAAACAGUUCGUACAAAUGUUCCACAAUUAAAUCAACAACAAAGAAUUGCGUACGACACUUUGAUAGAAGCUGUGAACAGUGGAUCUGGUGGAAUUUAUUUCCUUGAUGCUCCCGGAGGAACAGGAAAAACAUUCUCAAUUUCAUUGCUGUUGGCGAGGAUCAGAUCGCGAAAUGAUGUUGCUCUAGUGUUGGCUUCAUCCGGAAUAGCUGCGACUCUGCUAGAAGGCGGGCGAACUGCGCAUUCUGCCUUGAAAUUACAAUUAAACAUGCAAAUCACGGAAACACCAAUUUGCAACAUCGCCAAAAAUAGCGCAAUGGCCAAGAUCCUACAGGUAUGCGAAUUAAUUGUUUGGGAUGAAUGCACAAUGGCCCAUAAGAGGUCACUGGAGGCACUGGACAGAACAUUGAAAGAUAUUCGUGACAACCAAAAUAUUUUUGGUGGGGCCAUGAUUCUGUUGUCAGGUGAUUUUCGUCAGACUCUUCCAGUUAUUCCCCGAUCAACUGUUGCUGAUGAACUAAAUGCAUGCCUAAAAUCAACUUAUUUGUGGCAGUACGUAAAGACACUACAAUUAACAACUAACAUGCGAGUAUUUUUGCAACAUGAUGAAACUGCAAAUAUGUUUGCGAAGCAGUUGUUAGACAUUGGAAAUAAUGAAGUUGCAAUGGACACCUCGACCGGAUUCAUCACAUUACCCACAAAUUUCUGUCACAUCACAGAUUCAAAAGAGGAGCUUAUUCAGCGUGUUUUCCCAGAUAUAGCGCAAAAGUUCAAUAACCAUAAUUGGCUGGGUGAACGAGCAAUAUUGGCAGCCGAAAAUAAAGAUGUCGAGGAUCUCAAUACGAUCAUUCAAAAUUUUCUCCAGGACAGUUGGUUUCCUUUUAAUCAGUCGACACCGUUAUGA